AUGGCUCCCACUUUCCGCAUCCACCGUCCAGACGUCCUGGCUUCUUUGCCGCGUCCGCUCGACCAUACAAAGGGCCAGUACCACAUCGGAGAGGUCUACACACAGAAGCCCGGCUCGAAGAAGAGGAAGAGGCUGGAGGUCGUCGUCGGCGUCGACGGCGAAGCGGCAAACAUUUACCAUGUCCCUUCCUCUGGCCUGCGGACGUCCUACCCGAUCCCACCUCAAGAGUCCUUUACUUGCGCGCCGCACUCGAUCCGAUACCAGGGAGCCGACGCCAGUGGCAGUGGUCGCAACAACUACACAUACCUGUCGACGCAAGACUCGACCGGCGCAAAGGUCACCCUCUGCCGCGAUGUUAUCGACGUGACCGGCAAGACAAACUCGACCAGCGUAUCCCAGCGAGUGCGCCAUAAGUCUCCGAUUACCUACCUCUUCACUUCGUCCGCCGUUGAUACGACCGUUGUGAGCGACAGCCCGCAAGCCGAGAGAGGCGACGUGCUUGGUCUCUGCAGGGACGGCCAGGUUCUGUGUUUGGACGGGGAGGCCUUGGAGCAGAAGUGGAGCGCAUCCUCCUACAGCCUGUGCAAAGAUCUGCUCCCAUCGACCGUCUCCAAGUACGAGGUCGAGUUUUCUCUGCAUGCCGCGGCGUCAGAAAUCCUGAAUGGACUGUUCCAGGGCAGGCAAGACGCCUUUGGCUCUUUUGGGCGCCUGAUAGACCCCAAGACCUUCAACCCGGACGUGCUCACCAUCGUUGUCCGUACCAACACCGAAGACACGACAUCGAGGUUCCUCAUCAUUCUCGGCGUCCUGCCCACCGUCGCUUCCCAGCCGCUGGUCCAGCUCCACGUCACGCCCCUGCCUUCUCAGGAUGACAUCGCGACCGAGUCAGCCGCAUACCAGCUUCACACCCAGUCCGGAAAGCUCCUCCAGCUGUGUGGUCCUGUUCUCCGAACCUACGAUCUCACGAGUGCUGUGCCCAAGCUGCAGGGUCGCCUCCCCCUCCCGGAACUCACUUCGUUCCUCCAGCUGUCAGAACACUCGGUCCUCUGUCUGUCCAACAACUUCGCCAGCAUGCUGAAUCCCACCUUCCACUCGGUCCAGGCUUCGACGGCGAUCGAGCUUCCCGAGAGCACCGAGCAGCAGAAGCCAACUCUGAUCACCUUCCUAUCCAAGUUGGACAUGGCAGUCGCGGUGGUCGGAAACACUCUGGUAUCCAUCCAGAUCGAGCGCCCCAAGUCUCACGGCAAGGAGGGUCUCCUCAUCGACUCGAUAGGGAAGGGCCUGCCGAGAUCGGAUCGCGUUCCGGCAAGCUUGCCCAAGACCGGAAACACGACGUUCGAAACCUACCUCCCAGGGACUCUUUCGGACGAAUACGUCAAGGAAUCUUUGGCAGACGUAGAGAAGGCGGACGGGUACCUCCUGGCCCAGGACUGGAAGGCCUUUGAAGGUCUCUUGGCACAACGGUUCGGGGUUGCCAUCGACCAAGAGGCCGAGGUGACCGGGGUACAGACGCCUGACUGGAAGUGGCUGGAGCGCUCAGACAAGUAUCCCGCCGUCGACCGCCGGUGGGUCCUGUACGCCAUCAGCAGAGUCUUCUCGAUGGAUGUCCAGGCCGCAGAGGGGGGUCUCCUCCGCUGCAUGCUUCCCGCGAGCAACGUCAUGAUCUACCUCAUUGCCGCUGGCCACCUCACCAACGCCAACAUGUCGGCGGCCUUCAAGAAUGAGCUGAUCGAGGCGGCGUCCAAGGAGUCCAUCAUCGACAAGCUCGUCCAGCGGCUCGUCGACAUGGACCCCGCCCUGGAGCUACUCCUGAACUACGUCUCGGCGACCAAGCUCGGCGAGAAGGAACUGCUUCUGGUCAUCCGCAUCAUCAUGCGCAGCCUCGACCAACAAUCCAGGCUCCUGCCUCCGGCACCGACGGAGACGAAGGAGGAAGAGUACGUGGCGAUGGAGAUCGACCUCCUUGAGAAAGAGCUCGAGCUGGCCGAGUAUCACCUGGGCGACGACUCGAAUCUCCGCGCACGAGCCCUGACGACAGCCUUUGAGAAGCUCUCCAACUACUCCUCAGUCGCCACGGUACGGGCCCUCCGCGAGACCUUCAGCCCGACAGAGGUCCUGUCGCUCAUUCACCUGCUGCGAGUCCAGCUGAUUGGCAGUGCCUGGACAUCAAGAUACGUCGACACGACAAACUUUGACAAGGACGAGGCGGCGAGGGCACCGCCAGACGGCGCCAUCUCGCUCAUCGCGGAACUGCUGUCCCGAUGCAUUGAUUCCGUGGGCCCCAGUGGGUGGCUUACAAAUGGCACUUCGUCCUCGGGCGACCGUGCAGACGCGGCCGAUUUUAUUACGGCAUUGAAGCUCGAGGUCAGCGCCGCGUUGGAGGGCCUGAACGAGGCCGUCUACCUGGACGGCAUCGUCGGCGAGGCGGUCCAGUACGGCAGGGCAGUUAGGGCUGGCGUCAAGACGGGUCCGUCCGGGCGUGCUCAGGUCCUCGCUAAGCCGGUGUCGCUCGACGUCGAGAGCUCGCCUCAUCUGCCUCUGGGGCUUGUGUCCAAGCAGAACGUGUCCAACAUCAAGAUUGUCUCGGGUGGCGAGGUGCUCGAGAGGAGCUCGCGUGAGAAGGGACACCUGCUGAGUCAGAAGGUCAAGGCGUAUUCUCUGGAAAAGAUUUCAAUUUGA
This is a messenger RNA of Colletotrichum higginsianum IMI 349063, 2679 nucleotides long. RefSeq lists its product as uncharacterized. The record is from RefSeq and is a predicted model, not a curated record. Bases 1 to 2679 code for a protein of 892 amino acids. Lineage: Eukaryota; Fungi; Ascomycota; Sordariomycetes; Glomerellales; Glomerellaceae. The transcript has 2 exons.